Molecule: messenger RNA, 1605 nt
Organism: Nestor notabilis (Kea)
Lineage: Eukaryota; Metazoa; Chordata; Aves; Psittaciformes; Psittacidae
Product: selenium-binding protein 1-A-like
Exons: 11
Coding region: 43-1407 (454 amino acids)
Molecular function (GO): protein binding; selenium binding
Source: RefSeq, a predicted model, not a curated record
UGUGGAGCAUGUGGCCCAGGAUAUGCAACUCCUCUGGAUGCCAUGAAAGGUCCCCGGGAGGAGAUUGUGUAUCUGCCUUGUAUCUACAGGAACACGGGGAUACAGAAGCCUGACUACCUGGCCACUGUGGAUGUUGAUCCCAAAUCUCCACACUAUUGUCAGGUGAUCCAUCGCCUGCCCAUGCCCAAUCUGAAUGAUGAGCUCCAUCAUUCAGGGUGGAACGCCUGUAGCAGCUGCUUUGGGGAUGCCACGAAGAGAAGGAACCGUCUGAUUCUACCAAGCUUGAUCUCUUCUCGAAUUUACGUGGUGGAUGUGGGGACAGACAUGCGAGCUCCUAGAAUCCAUAAGAUUGUUGAGCCAGUGGAGUUACACCAGAAGGGUAAUGCAGCUAAUCCUCACACCUCGCACUGUCUGGGCAGUGGUGACAUCUUAAUCAGCUGUUUGGGAGACCCUUCUGGCAAUGGAAAAGGUGGCUUUAUUUUGCUGGAUGGAGAGACCUUUGAAGUGAAAGGAAACUGGGAGAAUGGGGAGAAGGUGCCUGCCCUGAGUUAUGACUUCUGGUACCAGCCACGGCACAAUGUCCUGCUGAGCACUGAAUGGGGAACCCCAAAAGCCUUGGCAGAUGGGUUUAACCCAGCUGAUAUAGAGAAAGGGCAUUAUGGCAGCCACAUUAACGUGUGGGACUGGAGCACUCACACCUACAUUCAGGCAAUUGACUUGGGGAAGGGCUCUAUACCUCUGGAGAUCCGAUUCCUCCACAAUCCAGAUGCUGCAGAAGGGUUUGUGGGAUGUGCUCUGAGUAGUGCAGUGUAUCGGUUCUACAAGACAGAGAAAGGAGACUGGGCAGCAGAGAAGGUGAUUGAAGUCCCCAGCAAGAAGGUGCAGGGGUGGCUUCUCCCUGACAUGCCUGGUCUUAUUACUGACAUCCUCAUCUCGCUGGACGACAGGUUCCUGUAUUUCAGCAACUGGCUGCACGGGGACAUCCGCCAGUACGACAUCUCCAACACCCGCAAGCCCAAGCUGGUGGGGCAGGUGUUUCUGGGAGGCAGCAUCACAAAAGGUGGGCCUGUAACUGUAGUGGAAGACAAGGAAUUGCAGUGUCAGCCAGAGCCAUUUGUGAUCCAAGGGAAGAGGGUGCGAGGUGGACCUCAGAUGCUUCAGCUUAGUUUGGAUGGGAAGAGAUUAUACGUCACCAGCUCUCUCUACAGUGGAUGGGACAAGCAGUUCUACCCAGAUCUUGUCAAGGAAGGCUCUGUUAUGCUGCAGGUUGAUGUGGAUAAUGAAAGAGGUGGAUUGCGAGUGAAUAAAAAUUUCCUAGUGGAUUUUGGGAAGGAACCUGAUGGGCCUGCCCUAGCUCAUGAGAUUCGUUACCCUGGUGGAGACAAUACCUCUGAUAUCUGGAUGUAAUAGUUGUCUGGAGCUGGUUUCAGGGGUUUUGUUGUUGUUGCUGGUUUUUGGGAGGCUUGUGUUUGGGGUUUUUCCCCUGUUUCUCGUUCUUGCUCCUCUUUACCCUCCACUUCCCUUUCUUAAAGGUGAAUGGGGUCAACUGGAACUUUGUCCACGGUCUAUGUUUAGACUUUCAUUAGGGUGAGCCACAGAAGCUCC